This is a messenger RNA of Tachyglossus aculeatus (Australian echidna), 2523 nucleotides long. It is a transcript of the gene ERCC3, whose product is annotated as ERCC excision repair 3, TFIIH core complex helicase subunit. The record is from RefSeq and is a predicted model, not a curated record. Gene Ontology annotation, cellular component: transcription preinitiation complex; transcription factor TFIIH holo complex; nucleotide-excision repair factor 3 complex. The coding region runs from base 81 to 2456 and encodes 791 amino acids. The transcript is spliced from 15 exons. NCBI's taxonomy places the organism in Eukaryota, Metazoa, Chordata, Mammalia, Monotremata, Tachyglossidae. Gene Ontology annotation, biological process: transcription initiation at RNA polymerase II promoter; nucleotide-excision repair. Gene Ontology annotation, molecular function: 3'-5' DNA helicase activity; DNA binding; ATP binding.
CCGGCGGCUGCCGUUCUCCUCAGCGCUCCGUCGUCGUGCCCCUCGUGACCCCCCCGGUGCCCCCCGGUGCCCCCGCCGCCAUGGGCAAGAGAGACCGAGCGGAGCGCGACAAGAAGAAGUGGAAGCGGCGGCCGGGCGGGGGCGGAGGCGGGGACGAGGAAGAUGAGGACGAUGACGAGGCCGCGGGCGGCGAGGCGCGGGAUGCCAUCCCCUCGGCCGCCGGGAAGCAGGUGGACGAGGCGGGCACCAAGCUGGAUGAGUACGGGGCCAAGGACUACCGCCUGCAGAUGCCGCUCAAGGAGGACCACGCCUCGCGCCCGCUCUGGGUGGCUCCGGACGGCCACGUGUUCCUGGAAGCGUACUCGCCGGUGUACAAGUACGCGCAGGACUUCCUGGUGGCCAUCGCGGAGCCGGUGUGCCGGCCCAGCCACGUCCACGAGUACAAGCUGACGGCCUACUCCCUGUACGCGGCCGUCAGCGUCGGCCUCCAGACCGGCGACAUCACCGAGUACCUGCGCAAGCUCAGCAAGACCGGAGUCCCCGACGGCAUCGUCCAGUUCAUUAAGCUGUGUACCAUUAGUUACGGCAAGGUCAAAUUAGUGCUAAAGCACAACAGGUAUUUUGUGGAGAGCAGCCACCCCGAUGUGAUUCAGCAGCUCCUCCAAGACCAGGUCAUCCGGGACUGUCGCCUCCGCAACGCCGAGGGAGAGGAGACGGGGCUCAUCACCGAGACCUUCACCAGCAAAUCCGCGAUCGCCAAGUCGAGCGAAGGAGGCGGGGGGCCCUCCACCUCCCAAGGAGCCGAGGGGCAGGCCAAGCCCGGCGUCCCGGCCGACCUGUUUGAGUUCUACGAGCAGAUGGACAAGGACGAGGAGGAGGAGGAAGAGACGCAGACGGUGUCUUUCGAGGUCAAGCAGGAGAUGAUCGAGGAGCUGCAGAAGCGCUGCAUCCACCUGGAGCACCCGCUGCUCGCCGAGUACGACUUCCGCAACGACUCCGUCAACCCGGACAUCAACAUCGACCUGAAGCCCACCGCCGUCCUCCGGCCUUACCAGGAGAAGAGCCUCCGAAAGAUGUUUGGGAACGGCCGGGCCCGGUCCGGCGUCAUCGUCCUCCCCUGUGGAGCGGGCAAGUCCCUGGUGGGCGUGACGGCGGCCUGCACGGUGAGGAAGCGCUGCCUGGUGCUGGGCAACUCGGCCGUGUCGGUGGAGCAGUGGAAGGCCCAGUUCAAGAUGUGGUCCACCAUCGAUGAGAGCCAGAUCUGCCGCUUCACCUCGGACGCCAAGGACAAGCCCAUCGGCUGCUCGGUGGCCGUCAGCACCUACUCCAUGCUGGGCCACACCACCAAGAGGUCCUGGGAGGCCGAGCGCGUCAUGGACUGGCUCAAGACCCAGGAGUGGGGGCUCAUGAUCCUCGACGAAGUCCACACCAUCCCCGCGAAGAUGUUCCGCCGCGUGCUGACCAUCGUGCAGGCCCACUGCAAGCUGGGCCUCACGGCCACCCUCGUCCGGGAAGACGACAAGAUCGUGGACUUGAACUUCCUCAUCGGGCCCAAGCUGUACGAAGCCAACUGGAUGGAGCUCCAGAACAACGGCUACAUCGCCAAGGUCCAGUGCGCCGAGGUGUGGUGCCCGAUGGCUCCUGAGUUCUACCGGGAGUACGUGGCCAUCCAGACCAGGAAGCGCGUCCUGCUGUACACCAUGAACCCCAACAAGUUCCGGGCCUGCCAGUUUCUCAUCAAGUUCCACGAGCGGAGAAACGACAAGAUCAUCGUGUUCGCCGACAACGUCUUCGCCCUGAAGGAGUACGCCGUCCGGCUGAACAAGCCUUACAUCUACGGCCCCACGUCCCAAGGAGAGAGGAUGCAGAUCCUGCAGAAUUUCAAGCACAACCCGAAGAUCAACACCAUCUUCAUUUCCAAGGUGGGAGACACGUCCUUCGAUUUGCCCGAAGCCAAUGUUCUGAUUCAGAUCUCUUCCCACGGUGGAUCCCGGAGGCAAGAAGCCCAGCGACUGGGAAGGGUCCUCCGGGCCAAGAAAGGAAUGGUGGCCGAGGAAUACAACGCCUUCUUCUACUCCCUCGUGUCCCAGGACACCCAGGAGAUGGCCUACUCCACCAAGCGCCAGAGAUUUCUGGUCGACCAAGGCUACAGCUUCAAGGUGAUCACGAAGCUUGCGGGCAUGGAGGAUGAAGAGCUGGCCUUCUCCACCAAAGAGCAGCAGCAGCAGCUUCUGCAGAAGGUCCUGGCCGCCUCCGACCUGGACGCCGAGGAGGAGGUGGUGGCUGCCGGAGAAUCCGGCUUCAAGUCCGCCCAGAUGUCCCGGCGGUUCGGCACCAUGAGCUCCAUGUCGGGGGCCGACGACACCGUCUACAUGGAGUACCAGACUUCCCGCAGCAGAGCCGCCGCCGCCGCCAACAAGCACAUCCACCCGCUUUUCAAACGCUUCCGCAAGUGACCGUGGGGCCCCCGCCGGGGACCGGCUCGGGACGGGCCGACGGACGGAUGGGACCGGCUCGGGACGG